Molecule: messenger RNA, 2767 nt
Organism: Salmo salar (Atlantic salmon)
Lineage: Eukaryota; Metazoa; Chordata; Actinopteri; Salmoniformes; Salmonidae
Source: RefSeq, a predicted model, not a curated record
AUGUUUUCCCCGUCAUGUUUUCCCCCGUCAUGUUUUCCCUCGUCAUGUUUUUCAUGUUUUCCCUCGUCAUGUUUUCCCUCGUCAUGUUUUUCAUGUUUUCCCCCGUCAUGUUUUCCCUCGUCAUGUUUUUCAUGUUUUCCCUCGUCAUGUUUUCCCUCGUCAUGUUUUCCCCCGUCAUGUUUUCCCUCGUCAUGUUUUCCCCCGUCAUGUUUUCCCUCGUCAUGUUUUCCCUCGUCAUGUUUUCCCUCGUCAUGUUUUCCCUCGUCAUGUUUUCCCUCGUCAUGUUUUCCCCCGUCAUGUUUUCCCCCGUCAUGUUUUCCCUCGUCAUGUUUUUCAUGUUUUCCCUCGUCAUGUUUUCCCCCGUCAUGUUUUCCCUCGUCAUGUUUUCCCCCGUCAUGUUUUCCCUCGUCAUGUUUUCCCCCGUCAUGUUUUCCCCCGUCAUGUUUUUCAUGUUUUCCCUCGUCAUGUUUUCCCUCGUCAUGUUUUCCCUCGUCAUGUUUUCCCUCGUCAUGUUUUCCCCCGUCAUGUUUUUCAUGUUUUCCCUCGUCAUGUUUUCCCUCGUCAUGUUUUCCCUCGUCAUGUUUUCCCUCGUCAUGUUUUCCCUCGUCAUGUUUUUCAUGUUUUCCCUCGUCAUGUUUUCCCUCGUCAUGUUUUCCCUCGUCAUGUUUUCCCUCGUCAUGUUUUCCCCCGUCAUGUUUUCCCCCGUCAUGUUUUCCCCCGUCAUGUUUUCCCCCGUCAUGUUUUCCCCCGUCAUGUUUUCCCCCGUCAUGUUUUCCCUCGUCAUGUUUUCCCUCGUCAUGUUUUCCCUCGUCAUGUUUUUCAUGUUUUCCCUCUUCAUGUUUUCCCUCGUCAUGUUUUCCCUCGUCAUGUUUUCCCUCGUCAUGUUUUCCCUCGUCAUGUUUUCCCUCGUCAUGUUUUUCAUGUUUUCCCUCUUCAUGUUUUCCCUCGUCAUGUUUUCCCUCGUCAUGUUUUCCCUCGUCAUGUUUUCCCUCGUCAUGUUUUCCCUCGUCAUGUUUUCCCCCGUCAUGUUUUCCCUCGUCAUGUUUUCCCCCGUCAUGUUUUCCCCCGUCAUGUUUUCCCUCGUCAUGUUUUCCCUCGUCAUGUUUUCCCCCGUCAUGUUUUCCCCCGUCAUGUUUUCCCUCGUCAUGUUUUCCCCCGUCAUGUUUUCCCCCGUCAUGUUUUCCCUCGUCAUGUUUUUCAUGUUUUCCCUCGUCAUGUUUUCCCCCGUCAUGUUUUCCCUCGUCAUGUUUUCCCUCGUCAUGUUUUCCCUCGUCAUGUUUUCCCUCGUCAUGUUUUCCCUCGUCAUGUUUUCCCCCGUCAUGUUUUCCCCCGUCAUGUUUUCCCCCGUCAUGUUUUCCCUCGUCAUGUUUUCCCUCAUCAUGUUUUCCCUCGUCAUGUUUUCCCUCGUCAUGUUUUCCCUCGUCAUGUUUUCCCUCGUCAUGUUUUCCCUCGUCAUGUUUUCCCUCGUCAUGUUUUCCCCCGUCAUGUUUUCCCCCGUCAUGUUUUCCCUCGUCAUGUUUUUGUUGUUCUUUAGUUGUCCUUUGUCUCUGCUCACAUGACAGCCAUACAUACAUACUAUUCAAACUGCACAGAGGGAACUAAGGUUAGAGAGUGAUGAGUGGACUUCACUCUGGCACACAAAAGGCUGUUUCUUAUCAUAGCCGCCUUCACUGACUUUACGAUCCCUGAUGAUUUGAAUCUGUUCUUUGUCAAUAAGCUUUCCUGAACAGGAAUAGAGUAAAUGAAAGGCUGUUUUUAAACUGACUCCAGGUGUAUUAGUAGUAGUAGGAAGGAAGCAAAAACCGAAAGAAUUUAUUGUACACUGAGAUUUUAACGUAUAUUUAACCCUCAGUCUACUGCCUAUUUUGUUAUAAUAAAAAGUCUAUAUUGAGCUUUACUUCAAGACUCAUACAGCUAUGGGGAAUUAUUUUCUUUGCCAUGUUGAACGUAUAAAUAUGAAUAUAUAUAUAUAUAUAAAUAUAUUUUCCUUUACUUUCACCAACACCUAUCGGUUUCAGUUAGUUUCUUAUGCAUUCAGUAGAGCAGAGGAGACCUGUGGUCCUGAGUCAGGUCCCUCUGUAAGGCCAGAGAAUGACUCUGUAUGGCCAGAGAAUGGGGUUAAGGUUAGGGUCGGAACAGGACAGACAUACACCCCUAACUCUGAACUCCGCUGACUGGCUGGGGUGUGAACUGUGUUGGUGAAGCAGUGGAAAUGUAAAGUAACCGACAUGGUGGGCGCUGGUUCUCCUCUCCCCCUCUCCAUGUCCACUUCCCUGCCAGUUUUCUUUUUUCAUGUGAUGAUGUGCAUGGUUUUUAAAAGCAGUAGUCUUUAUUAAAUAACAAACAAGGGGAAACAGAGGGGUCUGUGUUCACCGAGGAUUGUGACGUCAUAUCUUCAAGCUCCGCGAGGGGAUCGUUCAGACAGACACACACUGGAGUAGACAGUUAGACAGUCCUCAAGAGUGUGUGUGGACAUGGCCGUUGUUCGUAUCUGAAGGGGAAAAGAUCUAACAACGCGCUCUGAAGCGCAACGCCUUUAACUGUCCUCCGGAGGACGCCGUGCUGGAAUCCUCCCUCCCUCUCCUGCUUCCACAGAGAUGAUUGUUUUCUAUAAGACUUGUUCUUCUUCUGGUUCUUCUUGUUCUUCACCACCUCACCACUGCUUUCUAUCUCACUUUUGGAUUCGAGUUUGUAAAUAAUCCCUUUCCUGAUUCAUUCAAUUUGUCAUAAAGAGGAGAACUGCCAAUAAACCCUUUCUCAUACAUCA